AUGUAGUCAGCUAUUACUACAUCUCAAUUUGAUCAAUUAAACAAUCCUACCUUUAAGCCUUCCAGUUCUAUUGUUAUCGGUCGUUAAAAAACCUAAGAUCAAAACCCAUUAAGAAUGAGUUUAAUGGCCUCUGUAAAUGAUAGGCUUGUGCAGAUGCAAUAAAUGAAUUAAAAAGAUGUUAAACCUAAUGAGAUAAUCGAAGAAGUGUAAGUGGAAUUUGAAGGAAUCUAAAACAUUGAUUAUCGAUUGGCCUAAUCUAUAAUAAGCCAAGAUGUUGAAAAUGAAACUAGUGAAGCUGAAUUUCUUUAAUAAUCCAAGAUUCUAUAAUCUGGACUGUUUCAAUGUAAGUAACCUGAUUCUUAUUCAGGUUGGAUUGAAAAGAAAAGUAACUCUCUAUUUUCCUCAUAUAAAAAUAAAUUUUGUGUUUUUCAUGAUGGCAUCCUUUGUGUAUAUGAAAAUGAGGAAAAAAAGAGAGCUAGAGUAGUCUUGAAUUUUCACUUGUUCAAUUUUAAAUACUUUUUCAAAUAACAAAACAAUGUCAUAACCGAGUUUGGUUUAAAAUGCGAAGAUGAUGAAGCUGUGUUUCAAUUUAAAGGACAACAUGCCCAUGACUGGUUCCAAGUCAUUAAGAGCUGCAUAGACACUUAUCGCUUGAAUCCAAAGUUUUAAUACUAUAUCCGUCCAUUUGAAGAAUAUUAUAAAAAGAGAUUAAUCCAUAAUUAACAAUUCCUAGAUAUGGCUCAAACGGGAGAUAUACUACUCUUUUAGGGUAAGCAUAUCUCAUGCAAAGCUUAAAGAAUGGUUACUAGAUCUUAAUAUGGUAAUGUGUUUAAAUCACAAUUAGAUCAUGUCGCAAUGAUUCUGAAAUAUACGAAUGGAUCGAUUUAUGUUUUAGAGGCCACAGGAACCUUUGGUGUUGGAAUAUUUGAAUGGAAGCACAUGGUUGGGAAAUAAUGGUAUGAAUUAUAUAAUAAAGUUGUAUAUCGUUAACUUGAAAUUCAAAGAACAACAGAAUUCUUAUUGAAAAUGGAAUAAUUUACAAAAGAAAAUCUAGGAAAGGCUUACUCUUUAACAGUCAAAAAAAUAUUAACCGAUAAAUCUGUAAUGAUUACGUCAUCAGAGAAAAACACUUAUUUUUGUUCUUAAUUAGUAGCCCAGGCAUACAAAAAAACAGGAAUUUUAAAAACAGAACUAUCAGCAACUUAAUUUUGGCCUGGAUCCUUUUCAAAUGAAAAAUAAGACUUAGAAUUAACUAAUGCUAAAUUGUCUGAUGAAUAUUUAAUUGGAUUUAAUAUGUGA
Paramecium tetraurelia is the source of this 1299-nucleotide messenger RNA. RefSeq lists its product as uncharacterized. Lineage: Eukaryota; Ciliophora; Oligohymenophorea; Peniculida; Parameciidae. The transcript has 2 exons. The record is from RefSeq and is a predicted model, not a curated record.